This is a messenger RNA of Micropterus dolomieu (smallmouth bass), 2996 nucleotides long. RefSeq names its product LIM zinc-binding domain-containing Nebulette-like. Lineage: Eukaryota; Metazoa; Chordata; Actinopteri; Centrarchiformes; Centrarchidae. Gene Ontology annotation, molecular function: actin filament binding. The record is from RefSeq and is a predicted model, not a curated record. The transcript has 8 exons. The coding region runs from base 219 to 1154 and encodes 311 amino acids. Gene Ontology annotation, cellular component: focal adhesion.
UCCAGCCCUUCAGACCGCACGGAGAGCCGCGGACUGAGGCAGCAGAUCCUCCGUCUCCCUGCUAGAUUUUCAGCCUUUGCACUUUGUUUUCAGGGUCGCAGGUAGAAGAGUGUCUCAGCGGGGACCUCUGGACGCUUUCUGGACAACAUUAAUUAACUUCCAUCUCCGGAAAACAAGUGGAUUUUAACCCGCUGUGGAGCAGCGAGGAGGUUUGGAGGAUGAACCCUCAGUGCGCCCGCUGUGGGAAGAUCGUCUACCCGACGGAGAAAGUCAGCUGCCUGGACAAGAACUGGCAUAAAGGAUGUUUCCACUGCGAGGUUUGUAAGAUGACCCUGAACAUGAAGAACUACAAAGGCUACGACAAGAAACCCUACUGCAAUGCACAUUACCCCAAGACGUCGUUCACCAUCGUGGCCGACACACCAGAGAACCUGAGACUGAGACAGCAGAGCGAGCUGCAGAGCCAGGUGAAGUAUAAGAAGGAUUUUGAAGAGAGUAAAGGUCGAGGGUUCAGCAUCGUGUCCGACACUCCAGAGAUGCAAAGACUCAGAAGGACUCAGGAGCAGAUCAGUAUUGCGAAGUACCAUGAGGACUUUGAACGGGCGCGCGGCCGAGGCUGUACGCCAGGUAUGGACGAUCCCAGCAUGGAGCGCUACCAGAGGGCCAAUCAGAUGAUAGCAGAGGCGGGAUACAGCAAAGGGAUCCACCCCCAGGGGAUGGAGCUGGACAGACGACCAGGAGGCAUCAUCGUAGACCUGAAGGUGUGGAGGACAGACCCCGGCUCCAUCUUUGACUUUGACCCUCUGGAGGACAACAUCCAGUCUAAGAGCCUGCGCAGGAUGUCUGCUCCUGUCCUUCCUGGAGCGUAUCAUCAGGGCGUCCAGAUGCAGCCGCAGCAGCAGUAUCACGGCUACAUGCACCAGACCAGCAUGUCGUCCGUCAGAUCUGUCACCUCCCCGCCGCACUCAGCCUCGAUGCGUGUUUACCGGGCGUUGUAUGACUAUGCGGCUCAGGACCACGACGAGGUCUCGUUCAGGGACGGCGAUGUCAUCGUCAACGCUCAGCCCAUCGACGAGGGCUGGAUGUACGGCACCGUGCAGCGAACCGGCAAGUCUGGCAUGCUGCCGGCAAAUUACGUGGAGUGUUGCAACUAAAGGAAAGAGGGAGGUAGAGAGAGGAGACGGAGGUCAGGAGGUGGUAAAAUGUAAAGAAUAAAAUCACUGUUAUAACAUCAGCGGUUGGUGAUGUUCUUUGCAUUUCAGGGAUCAUUUACAUGUUUAAUGUUUCUCCUUCCUGUGGAAAACAAAUGUAGACAAAGUGACGUUGAAUCCAGAUGUUCAAAGAUGUCAGUCAUUGAGUAUCAAAAACAUCAUCUUUUAAAAACAGCAUGCAACAAAUAAAAGUGAGCAGUUUCCACUUCCACAGGAGCAGGAAGUAGACCAGAAUGCAAAGCAGAGUGUGUUAUGAUUAAGGGAGAUGGUCUAGACAUUUAUUUUUCCGUCCAUUUUCCCACCUUUAAUCAAAAACCAGUUCCUGCUUCUUCUCUGGGUAAUAUUGAAAUGUUUUCUGGGAAACGUAGGCAAUCCCUCACUAAAGCGGUAGAUAAGGCUUUCUGAGGGAAAGUGGAUUCACCCCAUACAAGGACAAUUAAAACGAUAAAUUACAGAAAAUCUACUGGAAUACACAGGACAUCACACGCUGCUGAUAACCAAGUGAGAUUUUCUAAUGUUAAAGAGGAAAGGAAAGAAGGUAUAAAUCUAGCAUGCUGUCGAUAAGUUAGUCAAAUUUUACAAUUGGAGGAAGGACAUAUGAAGAAAGAAGGUAUGAGAGAUUGGAAGCAUCUGUAAUUUAUGUGAAUGACCUGCAACAAGUUAGACUUAGACCACUCAGAUUUCAGCAAUUUGACCAGAAGAUUAACAGCUGAAAUAAGUAAGUGAACAAAACAAAAACAUUUCAGUCUGAUUAUUAUCAGACUAGGCUUCAUACUAGUUUGAAAUAUAAGUCUGGUGAUAUUCUAAAUUUUUCCUCUUGUCAUUAAGCCUGACAAAUUAAAAGACAAAACCAGCAAUGAAUGGAUCUUCUAAAAAGUCCUGUGUGAACUACUGAUUUCUCUUUUGCCCCAAAUACUCACUAGAGCACCACAUGUGGAUUCAUCCACCGCUGAAAAUAGUUCCCAACAAAUGCUCUAUUUCCUCCUGUUUGUUUGUUUGUGAGCAGCUGUUUUAGGAAAUUACUAAACCUGAGACUAUAUAUUACAUCUUCAGUAGGAACCAGUGGACACAUUGUUGGCUUUGUUUUUUUGAUUUUUUGACAAUAAGAAAAUAUUGAAUAACACCGGAAUAAUCCUUUAAAGAUGGCGGAGGAAACGGAGAAAAGCAGAGGAAGGAAACACAUUAGGAUCUAUCUGUAAGAAAUGAGUUUGAGAACAAGGAAGUGGGAGAGAGAGAAGUUCCUUUUUUGUAGGGGGGGGGGGACGAUGCAACCAAAGGAAAGAGGGAGGACAGAGGAGAAGAAGUUCAUUUUUAGAAGUCUCUCUAGUUUAAUCUUUUAUUUAUCCAGAGUUUUACUUCAUGUUCAGGUGAGUGUAGUUUAGUUUUUGACUUCUGCUAUAAUCUAUGGAAAGACAGAAAGACCACACGGCACAGCUUCAGUUACAAACAGCAACACUAACGUCUGUGUUUUGUAAAGGACUUAACUAACACACUGUGUCUUUAUGUUCCUCCUAUCAAAAUGAUUUGUUUUUAUUUUAUUUAACUCUGUGCUGUCCAGAUAAUUUAACCUCCACGUGCAGUUUAUAUGGACAGAAAUCUGAACAGACUGUGUGAGUACGUUUGUCGCAGACUAUUUUGAUACACGGGCUCCAUGUCUAUGUUUUUGGAAAGCUAUAUUUUACUCUUCCACCUGUAUGUAUCCAGUGAGUUGUGUGUUUUUAAGGUUUGUUGUCUUGCUGUGUGGAUUGCAUCCCGAUCAUGUGUUGAAUAAAAACUUGGAGAGCA